AGAACCGUCAAGACUGAAGGUGUAUCCUUUUUUGUACUCGACCUAAAGGGCCACGAACGAGAACAGGAAGUGAUAGUGGAACACUCUCGGCUAACCAGUUAGUUUAAGUCAGGUAUCGUAGCUUGGCUUUUAACAUAGUAGGUAACAUGGGUCUGUUCGGCAGAACACCAGAAAAACCUCCAAAAGACUUAAUCAACGAGUGGUCUCAGAAAAUCAGGAAGGAAAUGAGAGUGAUUGACAGACAAAUACGAGAUAUUCAAAGAGAACAAGAUAAAGUUAAAAGAUCGAUUAAAGAUGCUGCUAAAAAAGGCCAGAAAGAUGUAUGUGUGAUCCUUGCAAAAGAGAUGAUUCAGUCAAAACGAGCUGUCACAAAACUGUACGCCUCCAAAGCUCAGAUGAACUCUGUGCUUCUCAGCAUGAAGAAUCAACUUGCUGUGCUUCGUGUAGCUGGGGCCCUGCAGAAGAGCACAGAGGUUAUGAAAGCCAUGCAGAGUCUAGUAAAAAUCCCAGAGAUCCAGGCCACCAUGAGGGAGCUAUCAAAGGAGAUGAUGAAGGUUAGCACCGUCCGAGACAAUUAUGGUGCUGGGAUAAUCGAGGAAAUGCUGGAAGACACAUUUGAGAGCAUGGAAGAUGGAGAGGAGAUGGAGGAAGCAGCGGAGGAGGAAGUUGACAAGAUUCUCUUUGAGAUUACAGCAGGUGCCCUUGGCAAAGCACCAAACAAAGUCACAGACGCCCUGCCAGAUGUGCAGCCCGCCGGAGCAACUGCAGCCUCAGAUGAUGAGUCAGAGGAAGACAUCGAGGCAAUGCAGUCAAGACUGGCAGCGCUGAGGAGCUGAGGUGAAGUGCUCUGACAGCACAAGGACAGAGACUAUUCUGGUGCAGGGUUUUACAAUCCCGAGCAUCCCACUUGCUUCAUACGAUGGCUAGACAUAAUCAUUUGGUAUAACUCUUUUUUUUCUUAUUGCAGCAUAAAAAUAGUGUUGUUUUUUGGUUUUGUUUUGCAUUUUAUUAUAAGAGGACAACUCGUGUAUGUCUUUAUUAUCCAAAGUCAAACAGAAGGUUUAGAGAGAUGUAUAUAAUGUAAGUAUGAAAAGCCUGUUGUGCCUCCAGUGUUUCAUUCUUCUUCUUUUGUCCUAAGUUAAGGACUGGUUGUGGGGUUACCUGGUUAUUAAUGAUCCAAAUAAGUGACUCAGUAACUGUUGAUGAAUCACAUUGUACAGAAGAUCAGUCAUGAGCAGCAGCUUUUAUCUCUCUGUUAGCAACAGCUGUUCAGUUUACCAGCACUUAACCACCAACAUCUUUAACACUAGAGGUAAUGAGUGAAUGUUGCUCUUGUUUGUUAACUUCUGUACAGUCAACAUUUGUCCAUUCUUUCUGUGGUCAUAUGUGUAAUGUUCACUAAUUAGAGAAAUGUACACAUUCUUCUUCAUGUUUUGCAUUAACAUUCAGCUUGUUUAACUUUGCCUCACGAUUAAGUUCCCUACUCCACAGAAAAACACAGAGGGCCUACAGAAGCUGGUUAGUGCAGAAUUGAUGUGUUGUUGAAGUGUUGUGUGUGUACAAUUUUUCUAUUUUAAUGGAGAGAAAAAAAUAAACAUUUAACAAGGAGCACGAAA
This is a messenger RNA of Menidia menidia (Atlantic silverside), 1616 nucleotides long. The record is from the annotation of a GenBank genome assembly. Lineage: Eukaryota; Metazoa; Chordata; Actinopteri; Atheriniformes; Atherinopsidae.